Clarias gariepinus (North African catfish) is the source of this 1971-nucleotide messenger RNA. Its product is annotated as medium-chain acyl-CoA ligase ACSF2, mitochondrial-like. Lineage: Eukaryota; Metazoa; Chordata; Actinopteri; Siluriformes; Clariidae. Gene Ontology annotation, molecular function: medium-chain fatty acid-CoA ligase activity. The record is from RefSeq and is a predicted model, not a curated record. Gene Ontology annotation, biological process: fatty acid metabolic process. Bases 1 to 1725 code for a protein of 574 amino acids. The transcript is spliced from 16 exons.
AUGAUGCCAGUUAAACUGAACAGAUCGGUUCAUGACCACAGCCCUUCUGCUUCAACUGUUAGUUAUGUCCGUGGCCCUUCUUCUGUGUCUCCCCUCUCUCUGACUGUUGGUCAAAGUCUACAGUCAACAGUAGACAAAUGGCCUGACCGAGAAGCUGUGGUCUUUUUUGAAGAUGGAGUUCGAAAAACAUUCUCUCAGUUUCAGGAUGAAGUGGAUCAUCUGGCUGCUGGUCUUCUUGCACUCGGCUUGAAGAAGGGUGACAGGCUCGGCAUCUGGGGACCAAACACUUAUGAAUGGAUCUUGUUCCAGUUUGCCACGGCAAAAGCUAGAAUCAUUAUGGUGUCUUUGAAUCCAGCUUAUACAGUCAAUGAGUUGGCGUUUGCCCUGAGAAAGGUGCAGUGCAAUGCAGUGGUAUGUCCUACACAGUUCAAGAGUCAAAGGUUCUAUGAUAUACUGGGACAGAUCUGCCCAGAACUCAACACUGCUGUGACUGGUAGUAUUAGAAGUGCCAGAUUGCCAGAUCUGCGAAAUGUGAUUGUGACAGACACCAAGAAGCCUGGAAUGUUGCACGUGGAUGAUGUGAUGCAAGCAGCAGAGAGACGACACCACCAGCAGCUGGAAAGCUUACAGGGAAUCGUAGGCCCUGAAGAACCCAUCAACAUUCAGUUUACAUCGGGUACAACAGGGACUCCAAAAGGUGUCACUCUGUCUCAUCACAACAUUGUAAACAAUGCAUAUUUUAUUGGGUUGCGCAUGGGCUACAGAUGGAGAACAAAGGUGCGAGUUUGCAUUCCUGUGCCCAUGUACCACUGCUUCGGGUCAGUUUUGGGUGGAAUGUGCAUGGCUGUACAUGGCAUCACAUUGGUCUUUCCUUCAGCUGCCUAUAAUGUACAGGCAAACUUGGAGGCUAUUCAGGAAGAGAAAUGCACAGUUAUCUAUGGUACUCCAACAAUGUACAUUGAUCUGCUGAGUCAGAGAAAUGUUGAGAAGAAGAACCUCUCCUCACUUGAGACAGGUAUCAUGGGAGGAUCCUCCUGUCCCCCUGAAGUCACUCGGAGAAUGAUAAGUGAAAUGAAGGUUAAAGAGAUAACGGUGGCGUAUGGAACUACAGAGAACAGUCCAAUCACAUUCAUGGGGUUUCCUUCCGACAGCAUGGAGCUUAAGACUGACAGCGUUGGACAUAUUAUGGACCACACUGAGGCUAAGGUAGUGGAGACAUCGUCUGGGCAACUGGUCCCUCUGGGCCAAUAUGGAGAGCUGCUCAUUCGAGGUUACUGUGUCAUGCGGGGCUACUGGGACGAGCCUGCGAGAACACAGGAAAGCGUCUCAGAGGAUGGCUGGUACAAGACAGGUGAUAUCGCCAGGAUCAAUCAACAUGGCUACUGUCAGAUUGAGGGACGCAUAAAGGAUAUGAUUAAUCGUGGUGGGGAAAAGAUCUUCCCUGCUGAGGUCGAACAGUUUCUUUACACACAUCCAAAAGUGAAAGAGGUUCAGGUGGUCGGUGUGAAAGACGAUAGGCUUGGAGAGCAGGUUUGCGCAUGCAUUAAAGUAGCAGAAGGACAGCACUGCACUGUGGAGGAGAUCAAGGCUUACUGCAAAGACCAGAUCUCCUACUUCAAAAUCCCACAUUAUGUGAUGUUCAUUGAGAGUUUCCCACUUACUGCUUCAGGAAAAAUCCAGAAGAAUAAACUGCGUGCAGAAAUGGAGAACAGACUCGGAUUGUGAUGCUGUUAACACUUUGUCUUAAAAAAAAAAAUAAUAAUAAUAAUAUACACAGCUUCAUAUAAACUAGUUGCAAAGAGAUAUUAGAUUUCUGGACAUUAAUUAAAGUGGACAUUUUAUACUGACAUUUUAAACUUUAUUGGACAACUGUUUUAUCAUAUUAUUCUGAAACAAUAUACAAUAUGUAAAAUUCACUCUUCCUCUCAAAAACAUGCCAUAAGGAAUUUGAAAUAAAUUAAUAAGCUGUAA